Camelina sativa (false flax) is the source of this 830-nucleotide messenger RNA. NCBI's taxonomy places the organism in Eukaryota, Viridiplantae, Streptophyta, Magnoliopsida, Brassicales, Brassicaceae. The record is from RefSeq and is a predicted model, not a curated record.
UUUUUUCACAAAUUCCCAAAGCGGAGAGAGAGAGAGAGUGAGAGUGAGAUAGAGCCCAAAUGCCUUCCCUUUUUAGGGGAGACGAAGACGAAACCCUAAUUUCCCCAAUUUCACUAUGAAGCGAAUCAUCAGAAUCUCUUUCACCGACGCCGAAGCCACCGAUUCUUCAAGCGACGAAGAAGAGACGGAGAAUCGUGUAGGAGGAGGAGGAUCCCAAACCACUCGCCGCCGUGGGAAGCGUCUCGUCAAGGAGAUCGUAAUCGAUCCUCCCGAUUCCGCCGAUGAUAAACUCGCCGUCUGCAAAACACGGUUCAAAAUCAGGAUCCCGGCUGAAUUUCUCGCGACGCCGGCGGCGAAGACGAAGGAGAGGAAGAAGUAUCGCGGAGUGAGGCAGAGACCGUGGGGGAAAUGGGUGGCGGAGAUCAGAUGUGGUCGAGGAGGAAGAGGAGGAGGAGGAGAAGGAGUAUGUAAUAAAGGACGACGAGGUGAUCGUCUAUGGUUGGGUACUUUCAACACUGCGGAAGAAGCUGCUCUUGCUUACGAUAACGCAGCGAUUCAGCUGAUUGGACCUAACGCGCCGACUAAUUUUGGUUUUCCGGCGGAGAAUCAAGAGGUGGUUGGAGGAGGAGUAUCCGACGUUGCUAGAGGCGCGUGAAGAUAGCUUUUGUUUUAGUUUUUUUUUUUUUAAGCUUUCGUCUUUUGUAAAUUCAUCUUCGUCCUCCUGAUGUUUGUUUGUGAUGUGAUAUGAAUCUAUGAUGAGUGAGAGGUCCUCUGUUUCUGUUUCUGUUUCUGUUUCUCUGUUGUUGUAAUGUAUAUAUUUGUUGGCAUUA